Messenger RNA from Aegilops tauschii subsp. strangulata, 2112 nucleotides. RefSeq lists its product as uncharacterized. Gene Ontology annotation, biological process: DNA integration. Gene Ontology annotation, molecular function: nucleic acid binding. Lineage: Eukaryota; Viridiplantae; Streptophyta; Magnoliopsida; Poales; Poaceae. The record is from RefSeq and is a predicted model, not a curated record.
AUGAGCUCCUCCUCCUCCACCGUCUCAAACCCGUUCGCUGGUCCCGAUGUCACCCUCGUCCGCGACCUCAACAUCCAUGAGCGUGUCCCGGUGAAGCUUGAUCAAAACACCGCGUCCUACUCCGCUUGGAAGCGGUAUUUUUCGCUUGUGUUCCGUGAGUACCUCCUGCACGGCCACAUGGACGGCACCGUGGACUCGGCGCUCAUGAUCAACGACGAGGAGUGGAUGAUCCUCGACGCCACCAUUAUCCGCUGGUUCUACCUCACCAUCUCCAGCGACCUCUUCCACACCGUGAUGGAUAACGACGACGACGCCUACGCAGUCUGGACCAAGCUCAACGGCCUCUUCACCGACAACAGGCUGCAGCGCAAGGUCCUUCUCCACGGCGAGUUUUAUGGCACCCUCACCGCCGGACUCAACGAGGAUUUUGGGAACGCCGCCUCCAACCUCACCCUCAUCACGGAGCCUACCUUCGCUAAGGUGGUCGCGUACCUCAAGUUGGAGGAGCGCCGGAUGCGGAUGGCGCUGACUCGCGCGACCCACACCGCCCUCAUCGCCGGCACCCGCGGGGCUCAAGCCCCGCCACCACCGCGCCCGACGCCGCCCCAGCCGGCGGCGCCCGCCCUCCCGCCCGGCUUCCCGCCCGCCCCGGCCGCUCCCUUCCCGCCGCCCCAGCCGGCGGCCAAUGGGGGGGAGAGGGGUCGUCCCGGCGGCCGUCGCGGCGGCCACAAGCAGGGGGGCGCAGGAGCUCAGGGAGGAGCACCCCGCCCGCCGCAGCAGGCCUAUCAGCCGGCCCCGUGGUACGCUGGCCAGAACCCAUGGACCGGCGUUGUGCACACCUACUCCAUGCCAGUUCCCCGUGCCCCUGCACCGGGUAUCCUCGGCGCCCGGCCACCGUCGCACCAGGCGUUCUACGCCGCGCCGCAGCCCUAUGCGGCGCCCUACGGCCAGCAGCCGCAGCCAGGCGGGCUGCCGCUGCUGCCCCUGACGGCCCCGCCACAACCUCUCCCGCCGGCGCCGUGGGACCCGGCCCUUGUGGCGGCUCUUCACACCGCCCCUUCUCCAUCCAGCUACACCGGCGGCGGCGACUGGUACAUGGACACCGGAGCCACCGCCCACAUGGCGGCUUAUCCUGGUAACCUCCACACCUCCUAUCCCGUCCACACUUCCAACCGCAUCACCGUCGGUGACGGCUCCUCUCUUCCUAUCACCCACAUAGGUCAUGCAUAUUUUCCGUCUAACUCCACUCCAAUAUCCAUGUCUAAUGUCUUAGUUUCUCCUGAGCUUAUUAAAAAUCUUGUUUCUGUUCGUUCUCUUACACGUGAAAAUCCUGUUACCGUUGAAUUUGACGAAUGUGGUUUUUCUGUUAAGGACGCUCGCACGCGGAUGGUGCUCCACCGAUGUGACAGCCCCGACGAGCUCUACCCGGUUCACUCCGCCACCUCCACCACUUUCGCCGCCCCUGUCGCUCUCGCCACCGGAGUGGAUCUUUGUAAUACGGGCUUUCUUUAUUAUCUUGUCAUACUUGAUGAUUUCUCGCAUUAUCUGUGGACCUUCCCGUUGCGCCGCAAGUCGGAUGCUAUAUCCACUCUCGCCACCUUCUACUCCUAUGUUCUCACGCAGUUUGGUCGUCCCAUUCUCGCGUUGCAGACAGAUAAUGGGAUGGAGUUCGACAACCUAGUUGUUCCAGCAGGUACCCCUUGUUGCCUCGUCACCGCCGGCCACCGCCGGCCCUUCGGCGACUCCAUCAGGUGGACGGUCCCGCCCGGCCCUUGGACCGCCUCCGGGUUUUGGCGUUCCUCGCGCCAUGGGACGAGCCGCGUCUCGCGCCCCCACGCCGGCGCCAGCCCCCUCGGCCUCCUCGGCCGACCACGACGCCGCGGCUGGUGCCCCUCCUUCACCCGCCGCCCCCGACUCAGGCGCCGCGGGCUCGGGCGCUGCAGGCUCGGCCUCCCCUUCGGCCACCUCGGCCACCGCCUCAUCGGCCGCCGCCUCACCGGCUUAUUCGCCGGCCGUGUCGCCAGUGGCUUCGCCGGCCGCCUCGCCGGUGGCUUCGCCGCCCGUCUCGCCGACCGCUCCGGUGUUGCCGACUGGCCCUGUUACACGGGCUAG